This is a messenger RNA of Colletotrichum acutatum, 2150 nucleotides long. Its product is annotated as glycerol-3-phosphate dehydrogenase. NCBI's taxonomy places the organism in Eukaryota, Fungi, Ascomycota, Sordariomycetes, Glomerellales, Glomerellaceae. Gene Ontology annotation, biological process: carbohydrate metabolic process; glycerol-3-phosphate catabolic process. Gene Ontology annotation, molecular function: glycerol-3-phosphate dehydrogenase [NAD(P)+] activity; NAD binding. Gene Ontology annotation, cellular component: cytosol; nucleus; glycerol-3-phosphate dehydrogenase (FAD) complex. The record is from RefSeq and is a predicted model, not a curated record. The coding region runs from base 352 to 1710 and encodes 452 amino acids. The transcript is spliced from 2 exons.
UCAACUGCUUUUUGCUUGCUGCUGCUGCUGCCGCGCUUCCAUUCGUGACCGAGUGACCCUCCCCAGAACCCGUGAACCAAGACAAGCACAGAAGACACGACACACACCGAAAGAAGAGCCGAUGCCGAUACCUGUCUGGACCCUCCCUUACCGUAGCUGUCUUACCUGAACCUCCCGGCUUUACCCUUCCUCCACUUGACCUACCUUACCCUUGGGCCUUACCUUACCUUACCUUACCUGACUGUACGGAUACUUCCUCCAGGUCCCGGCCAGUACACUACUUAUUAAGAUAACCUUCACCCCCUCCUUUUGGCGCGUUUCCUACCUUACCCUCUUGCUCCACUGUACCUCAUGCUUUUCAGACUGCGUCCUGUUGUUUCCAUCGCCAGAAGCAGCUUUCCCUUACGACGAUUCAACUCCACAUCUACAAUGGCUUCCCUCGGCGUAGAGAAGAAGCACAAGGUGACGGUCGUGGGCUCCGGUAACUGGGGCUCGACUAUUUCCAAGAUCGUCGCCGAAAACACAAAGGCCUUCCCCGAUCUCUUUGAAGAAGAUGUGCACAUGUGGGUGUACGAGGAGGACGUCACCCUCGACUCGACAUCCCCUUACUACGAUGCCUCCCUCGGCGAGAAGCCCCAAAAGUUGACCACCGUCAUCAACAAAUACCAUGAAAACACAAAAUACCUGCCUGGUAUCAAGCUCCCCCACAACAUCAUCGCAAACCCCUCCCUGCAGGACGCCGUCAAGGAUUCCACCAUCCUGAUCUUCAACCUGCCCCACCAGUUUAUCGGCAAUGUCUGCAAGCAGCUCAACGGCCACAUCCUGCCCUUUGCUCGCGGCAUCUCCUGCAUCAAAGGCGUCAACGUCUCCGACGACGGCGUCUCCCUCUUCUCCGAAUGGAUCGGUGAUGGCCUCGGCAUCUAUUGCGGUGCCCUCUCCGGUGCCAACAUUGCCUCCGAAAUCGCCGCCGAGAAGUGGUCCGAGACCACCGUCGCCUACGACCCUCCGCCCAUGGAUAACUCGCGCGCCCCGACCCCGCGUGCCACCUCACCGAACCCCAACGCCAACGGCGGCAACGGCCUCGCGCCCCUGACACCCGUCGACAUGCAGCACAAGGACGCCCGCGGCCGCACCUCCAAGACGAAGCUCACCGCCGUGCCCGCCGAGUACCCUCCCCUGGACCACCAGAUCUUCAAGCACCUCUUCCACCGCCCCUACUUCCACGUCCGCAUGGUCUCCGACGUCGCUGGUGUCUCUCUGGGCGGCGCCCUGAAGAACAUUGUCGCGCUUGCUGCCGGCUUCGUCGACGGCCGCGGCUGGGGUGACAACGCCAAGGCCGCCAUCAUGCGCGUGGGUCUGCUAGAGAUGGUCAACUUUGGAAAGGAGUUCUUUGGCCAGACGGUGCACACGGGGACGUUUACCGAGGAGUCGGCCGGCGUGGCGGAUCUGAUUACCUCGUGCAGCGGUGGCAGAAACUUCAAGUGCGCCAGGAUGGCCGUGGCCGAGGGGCUGAGCGUGCAGGAGAUUGAGAAGCGCGAGUUGAACGGCCAGCUGCUUCAGGGUACGAGCACGGCGCAAGAGGUCAACAGCUUUUUGAAGGCGAGGGGCCAGGAGAAGCACUACCCUCUCUUCACCGCCGUGCACGGCAUUCUCGAGGGACGAUACAGUGUCGAUGAUAUCCCGACCUUGGUGUCUGCUUCGGAGAAUUGAGGACUAUGUGGUGGGAAUCUGAGAUCGUCAAAAAGAAGCAUGGAUAAUACGGAACAUUAUUGGUCGUUGACGGAAAGAGGUACGAUGGCACGUUGGUGUGUUUGUGUUUGUGUGUGGGGGGGGUAUGAUGCAGAGGCCCGGAGUCUUGGGUUUUUGGUUUUUGAAAGACAUAUGUUGAUAUCCCUGGAUCAUUUACCGCAGUGGCAUGGUGUGAAGGAACGUAUUUAGACAGGUUAAGCAAGGACGCACAUUGUUCUGGUCAAUCUUGUGGUCCCUAGUAUCCUAUGCGCUAUCGAGUGAAUCAUCCAUCCUCCGUCUUCUCCUCUAGAUACCCCUCCAAGUCCAUUCCUGUCACCAGCCAGCAGGCGCCCGUCUAGGUCGACGGAUCAGGUCAAACUGGCUGGGUGGUGAAGUGCUUCAUGGUCGACAAUAGAAAAUUC